This is a messenger RNA of Angiostrongylus costaricensis, 1341 nucleotides long. NCBI's taxonomy places the organism in Eukaryota, Metazoa, Nematoda, Chromadorea, Rhabditida, Metastrongylidae. The record is from the annotation of a GenBank genome assembly.
CUGUUUCAGGCAAUAUUUAUGGUGUUGUUUGGUUUAUUCGCGAAAUAUGACGCGAAUGCAAUGCCCAAUGGUUCUGAAGACUCCGACUACAUGGCAUCAAAAUAUCCAAUGUUCCAAGACACACAUGUGAUGAUCUUCGUCGGCUUCGGAUUUCUAAUGACAUUUCUGAAGCGCUAUGGCUACUCAGCCGUGUCUGUGAAUUUGCUGUUAGGCUGCUUCACCAUCGAAUGGAGUAUCAUCACGAACGGUUUUUUGAGCAAAGAGUUUGACCGUGACGGAAAAUUCGCCAUCGGCCUCGAUCAGCUUCUCAGUGCUGACUUCGCGGCGGCCACUGUGCUGAUUUCAAUGGGAGCGAUGCUUGGGAAACUUACACCUGUACAGUAUCUCGUCAUGUCGUUAAUUGAGACGCCUGUUGCACUUGUCAUUGAGCAUCAUGUCAUUAACACAUUUCAUGUGAACGACGUCGGUGAUUCCAUUGUCGUUCAUGCAUUCGGCGCUUACUUUGGUCUAGCUUGUUCGAAGGGAUUUGCUAGCAAGAAACAACGAGCCCACGAAAACGAAGGAUCUGUUUAUCACUCGGACAUAUUUGCAAUGAUUGGGACAAUUUUUCUAUGGGUGUUUUGGCCUUCCUUCAACUCUGCCACGGCGGAGCCUACCGACGCUCGCCAGCGAGCCGUGUGCAACACGUUGCUCUCUCUCUGUGCUUGCACUAUCGUCACAUUCCUUGUUUCACAAGCUACUGACCGUCAUAAAAAAUUUGACAUGGUACAUAUCGCGAACUCGACAUUGGCGGGUGGAGUCGCCAUUGGUACGAUCGCCAAUGUUGUGCUGCACCCACUGCACGCCCUCAUCGUUGGUGUGAUCGCCGGUUUUCUAUCAGUCCUCGGAUUCAAAUACAUCACGCCUUUCCUUAGUAGUAGAGUUGAAAUCCACGACACUUGCGGAGUGAAUAAUCUACAUGGUAUGCCAGGUGUGUUGGCUGGCUUGCUCUCUGCGAUCUUUGUGAUCAUCUACAAUCCAGCCAACUACGGUAAAAGUUUAAAUUUCAUUUAUCCGGCUAUGCAAAGUCGCUCGAAUACUGAAGGCAUUUCGGCGGAGUCACAAGCUGUCAAUCAGCUUAUCGGCCUGGGUAUGGUGCUGGUUAGCUCGAUCAUUUCCGGAUUGUUCACAGGAGUCAUACUAAGACUGAAGAUCUUUAACCAGGUGCAUGAGAAAGUAAUGUACGCUGAUGAUGACUAUUUCGAUGCUCCGGCCGACUACGAGUUCACUACUCAGGUAAGAAAUUUUGCGAACCUAAAAUUUCCUAAAAUUAUAUCAAUACUGUUAAUUUCAUACUCCUAA